Messenger RNA from Phacochoerus africanus (Common warthog), 3604 nucleotides. It is a transcript of the gene GEMIN4, whose product is annotated as gem nuclear organelle associated protein 4. The record is from RefSeq and is a predicted model, not a curated record. The transcript has 2 exons. The coding region runs from base 236 to 3415 and encodes 1059 amino acids. NCBI's taxonomy places the organism in Eukaryota, Metazoa, Chordata, Mammalia, Artiodactyla, Suidae. Gene Ontology annotation, cellular component: SMN complex. Gene Ontology annotation, biological process: spliceosomal snRNP assembly; rRNA processing.
GGGCCGAUAGGGGGCGCUGUGGGCCUGGCGGUCCCGACGCCGCGGACGCGCUGAGCGACAGAGGUCGGCGGAGAAACCGCGUGGAACCCGAGCUGAGGCUGAGGGCGGGGGCCGAGACGCGGCCCAUUGUCCCGCCCCCCGGCGCCUGCCAUUGUGCCGUGACGCCUGCGCCGCCCUCGCGCCCAGGCGGGAGAGGGGUGGCUCGCGCCGCCGCCAGGCCGCCAGCAUCGCCGCCAUGGACCUAGGACCUUUGAAUAUCUGUGAAGAAAUGACUAUUCUGCACGGGGGCUUCUUGCUGGCCGAGCAGCUCUUCCACCCCAAAGCUCUGGCAGAACUGACCAAGUCCGACUGGGAGCACGUCGGGCGGCCCAUCGUGGAGGCUCUGAGGGAGAUCUCCACGGCCACGGCGCGCUCCCAGCCCCUCGCCUGGAAGAAGAAAGCCCUGAUCAUCAUCUGGGCCAAGGUUCUUCAGCCCUACCCCGCCACCCCUUCCGACACCGAAGCUCGGUGGCAGGAGGACGUGUUCUUCUCCGUAGGCAACAUGAUCCCCGCCAUCAAUCACACGGUCCUCUUUGAGCUGCUCAAGUCCCUGGAAGCGUCCGGGCUCUUUAUCCAGCUCCUGCUGGCCCUGCCCACCGCCGUCUGCCGCGCCGAACUGGAGCGCUUUUUGGAGCACAUGGCUGUCGACACGUCUUCAAAGGACGUGGCCUUUUUCCUCGACGUCUGGUGGGAAAUGAUGAAGCACAAGGACGAUCCGCAGGACCCCCUGCUCUCCCAGUUCCGGACAGUGGCCCAUAAGUACCUGUCCUCUUCGGAUGAGUUCUCCCACCCUCCCAAGAGGUUUAAGUCGGACCCGGACGUGUGUCCUACCAUGCCCCUGCUGGCCAUGCUGCUCGCCGGGCUGAAGCAAAUCCGAAGUCGGAUCCUGUGUCCCGGGAUGAAGUGCUGCACGCUGGCCAACCUGGCCGACAUGCUGAGCGUGUUCGCGCUGGCGGAGGACGACCCCCAGGAAGUGUCGGCGACCGUGUAUCUAGACAAACUGGCCACGGUGAUCUCCGUGUGGAACUCGGACGCCCGGAACCCGUAUCACCAGCAGGCGCUGGUGGAGAAGGUCAAGGAGGCCGAGCGGGACAUCAGCCUCACCUCGCUGGCCAGGCUGCCCAGCGAGACGACGUUCGUGGGCUUCGAGUUCCUGCGCAGCCUGCUGCGGGACUGGGGGGAGGAGCUGCAGGCCAUGCUGGGCAGCAGCCAGGGCACCAGCUACGACAGCUACCGGCUGUGUGACAGCCUGACGUCCUUCAGCCAGAACCUGAAGCUCUUCCUGGCCACCAGCAGCCUGUCCAAGGAGGAGAGGCAGGUGGGCUCCGAGCUGGCGGAGUGCGUGGGGGCCUUCCUGAAGAGCACGAACCGGGUGCUGGGGAAGAAGGGCUUCGAGAAGGACAUCGCCGCCUCCAUCGCCAUGGCCAUCAUCGAGCAGAAGAUGGACCGGCACAUGGAAAUGUGCUACAUCUUCGCUUCCGAGAGGAAGUGGGCCUUCUCAGACGCGUGGCUGGCCUGCCUGGCGAACAACCGGGCUCUCUUCCGAGAGCCGGGCCUGGUUUUGAAGCUGCUGGAAACGGUGACGGACGUCAGCACGGCAGACGGGGCUGUCCCCGAGGCUCAGGUCAAGCAAGUGAUCGCCCUGACCCUGGAGUGCUACGCGCACCUCUCGCUGCCAGACAAGAACAAAGUCCUCUCGGGCGUCCUGCUUUCCUGGGGGCGCAAGGGCCUCUCGGAGAAGCUGCUGGCUCACCUGGAGGGCUUUCAGGAGGACCUCAACACGACUUUCAACCAGCUGGCGCAGAGCGCCUCUGAGCAGGGCCUGGCCAAGGCCGUGGCUGCCGUGGCCCGCCUGGUGAUUCUGCACCCGGAGGUCACGGUCAAGAAGCUGUGCGGCAUGGCCGUGGUCAACCUCGGCACCCACAGGUUCCUGGCCCAGAUCCUCACCGCCUUCCCCGCCCUCAGGUUCACGGAAGAGCAGGGUCCAGACCCCUCCACCACCUUCGUGGUGUCCUGCCUCAAGGAAACCGUCUGGACGAAGUUCUCCACGCCCAGGGAGGAGAAUCAGUUUCUGGAGCUCCUGAGCUGCCUGGUGAGUCCUGCGAAGCCGCAGGGGAUUCCAGUCGCGGCUCUCCUCGAGCCCGACGAGGUGCUGAAGGAGUUCGUGCUGCCUUUCCUGAUGCUGGAUGUCAGGGAGGUGGACCUGAGCCUGCGGAUCCUCAUCCAGACCCUCGAAGCGCACGCGUGCCUGGAGGACUACUGGCUGCAGACCUGCUCUCCGUUCCCGCUCAUCGUCAGCCUCUGCCAGCUCCUGGAUGGCUUCAGCAAGUACUGGCAGCUCCCCAGGGAGAAGCGGUGCCUCCCUCCGGACGGGAAGGACCUAGUGAUCCACAUCCUGGAGCUGCUCUGCGAGGUGGUCCUGGCCAACGCCGAGACCUUCUCCCCCGACACCUGGGUCAAGUCCCUGUCCUGGCUCCACCGGAAGCUGGAGCAGCUGGACUGGACGGUGGGCCUGCGACUGAAGGGCUUCUUUCAGGGCCACUUCAAGUGCGAGGUGCCAGCCACGCUCUUUGAGAUCUGUAAGCUCUCUGAGGACGAGUGGACCUCCCAGGCCCACCCCGGGUACGGGCCGGGCACGGGCCUCCUUGCCUGGAUGGAGAGCUGCUGCACCUCCAGCGGCAUCUCGGAGCGGAUGCUUGCCCUCUUGGUGGUCGACGUGGGCAACCCCGAGGAGGUCAGGCUGUUCAGCAAGGGCUUCCUGGUGGCCCUGGUGCAGGUCAUGCCCUGGUGCAGCCCCCAGGAGUGGCAGUGCCUCAACCAGCUGACCAGGAGACUGUUGGAGAAGCAGCUCCUGCACGUCCCCUACAGCCUGGAGUACAUUCAGUUCGUUCCGCUGCUCAACCUGAAGCCCUUUGCCCAGGAGCUCCAGCUCUCUGUACUCUUGCUGAGAGCUUUCCAGUUUCUCUGCAGCCAGAGUUGUCGGAACUGGCUUCCCCUGGAAGGCUGGAGCCACGUGGUCAGGCUCCUGUGUAACAGCCUGACCGGCCUUCUGGACUCAGUGAGGCUGAUCCAGUCCGUUGGCCCUUGGGCCCAAGGACAAGAGCAGGACCUGAGCCAGGAAGCCCUCUUUUUUUACACGCAGGUGUUCUGCCACGUCCUGCACAUCAUGGCCAUGCUCCACCAAGAGCUGUGCGAACCACUCUACGUUCUGGCCUUGGAGAUCCUCACCUGCUACGAGACCCUGAGCAAGACCAACCCUUCCGUUAGCUCCUUGCUCCAGAAAGUCAACGAGCAGCGCUUCUUAAAGUCCAUUGCCGAGAACAUCACCCCCGAGGAGCGGCGCCAAACCCUGCUGCAGAAGAUCAGCAGCUUCUGACCUCGGGGAUCAGAAAAUAGCUGGGCCUCACCCUGGCGGGGUCUGCAGGCCCCGAGCUGAGAAACGCAAACUUUCCAGGUACGUGACAUUGUACACAAGCCCAAAAAUGUGACAGUAGCAGUGCAAAGAAAAUAGUUUCUUAGGUAUUUGUAACGUACAAAUUAUAAUAAAAUGCUCUCUGGAGUUUCA